Sebastes umbrosus (honeycomb rockfish) is the source of this 930-nucleotide messenger RNA. Its product is annotated as olfactory receptor 49-like. The record is from RefSeq and is a predicted model, not a curated record. Bases 1 to 930 code for a protein of 309 amino acids. The transcript has a single exon. Gene Ontology annotation, cellular component: membrane. Gene Ontology annotation, molecular function: G protein-coupled receptor activity; olfactory receptor activity. Gene Ontology annotation, biological process: G protein-coupled receptor signaling pathway. NCBI's taxonomy places the organism in Eukaryota, Metazoa, Chordata, Actinopteri, Perciformes, Sebastidae.
AUGAUGAUAAAUUCUACUCAGGUUUCAUAUUUCACUUUCACCGCCUACUUUGACAUCGGGCUGUUUAAAUACUUAUUUUUUAUUAUCAUCAUGUCUUUAUACGUGUUAAUUGUCUGUGCUAAUCUUUUUAUGGUGGUGGUUAUCUGUAGUAACAGAAGCUUAUAUGAACCUAUGUACCUUUUUCUGUGCAGCCUGUUUGUAAAUGAACUGAAUGGUAGUACAGGGUUGUUUCCAUUCUUUCUGGUUCAGAUCAUCUCUGACAUUCACACUGUUGCUGCUCCGCUCUGCUUCCUGCAGAUUUUCUGUUUGUAUAUUUACGCAAAUGUGCAGUUUUAUAAUCUAGCCGUCAUGUCUUACGACAGAUAUCUGGCCAUCUGUUGUCCUCUGCAGUAUAACACACGUAUGACACAUAACAAGGUGGCCAUGCUGAUCGCUCUAACGUGGUUAUUCCCUCUUCUGAAUAUUAUUGUGAUGAUGUCGCUGAGCACCUCUCUACAGCUGUGCGGGAACAUCAUCAACAGGUUGUACUGUGAUAACUACUCCAUAGUGAAGCUCUCCUGUUCUGACACCACAGUCAACAACAUCUAUGGACUCAGUUAUGUGUUCACUGUGUUAAUCGUUCUGGCUGUUCUGAUAUGUUACUCGUACAUGAGGAUCCUUAAAGUGUGUUAUUCAGGUAGUAAACAGACCAGACAGAAAGCCUUCAGUACCUGCACACCUCACCUCGCUUCUCUGCUCAACUUCUCCUUCGGCUGUUUCUUUGAAGUAAUUCAAGGCAGGUUAAACAUGAACGGUGCACCCGUUAUGUUGCGCAUUUUUUUAUCCUUGUACUUCCUCACCUGCCAGCCGCUCUUCAACCCUCUAAUAUACGGACUGAACCUGACAAAAAUACGCAUCAUAUGUAAAAGUCUGGUCUUCGGUAAGAUGUAG